AGGGGGCGUGGCCUCGCGCAGGGGGAGGGGAGGCGGGCAAGAUGGCGCCUGGCGAGUGAUUCUUCCCGGUUACCUGCAGCGGCCGCUGAGACACCGGGGCGGGGGGUUCUGUCCCCACCGCUGCCCUUCCUCCUCUCCCCCGCCCCCGGAGACUCCCUCCUUCCCUUCCUCCUUCUACCUCGGUGGGGGAGGGAGGGGAGGGGGGCCUGGUUCCUGGGACACCAUGUCGGACUCUGAGGAGGAGAGCCAGGACCGGCAACUGAAAAUCGUCGUGCUGGGGGACGGCACCUCCGGGAAGACCUCCUUAGCUACGUGUUUUGCUCAAGAAACUUUUGAGAAACAGUACAAACAAACUAUAGGACUGGAUUUCUUUUUGAGAAGGAUAACAUUGCCAGGAAGCUUGAAUGUUACCCUUCAAGUCUGGGACAUAGGAGGACAGACAAUAGGAGGAAAGAUGUUGGAUAAAUAUAUCUAUGGAGCACAGGGAAUCCUCUUGGUAUAUGAUAUUACAAAUUAUCAAAGCUUUGAGAAUUUAGAAGAUUGGUAUUCUGUCGUGAAGAAAGUGAGUGAGGAGUCAGAAACUCAGCCACUGGUUGCCUUGGUGGGCAAUAAAAUUGAUUUGGAGCACAUGCGAACAGUAAAACCCGAAAAACACUUAAGGUUUUGCCAGGAAAAUGGUUUUAGUAGCCACUUCGUCUCAGCAAAGACAGGAGACUCUGUCUUCCUGUGUUUUCAGAAAGUUGCUGCUGAAAUCCUUGGAAUCAAGUUAAACAAAGCAGAAAUAGAACAGUCACAGCGUAUUGUCAGGGCAGAAAUAGUGAAGUACCCGGAAGAAGAUAAUCAACUUACCAGCUCUGCUCAGAGUAGAAUCUGUUCAGUACAGUAGUGCAGAGGGUGGUGAAGGCAGAUAUUGUAAACUACAACCAGGAACCUAUGUCAAGAACUGUUAACCCUCCUAGAAGCGCUAUGUGUGCAGUUCAGUGAGCGCAUUUUUCUUUUGUAUUGAUAGUUCUGGCUGCCCUUCGCCUCUGUGUGGGCCUGAGGACCUCUAGGAACUUGCUUUAUCAGUGACCAUCUCUGUAGUUCAGUUAACACUUUCCUCUUAACUCGCUUCAUCAUUACGAGCUGCCUCACAGCCGCAGGCAGCUCCUUGGACUGGAAAGAAUUCAGCUUCGGGACCACACACUUUGAAUGGAAAGCCCAUUCUCUGGAAGUAGACUGCUUCAUUGUAAAAGAAUAAUGUUGGUUCUCUUUAUGUCCUCACUUCUUUUUUCCCCGAUGUAAAUUUUUUUAAACAAAUAUGAAAACUCUCCAGGUCUUGACCAUCAGCCAGGAUUUUGCCAGAGCACAGUUUCAUUCUCUUAUCUGAACUGAUACCUGGCAAAGUAUGCUUCGGAGUGCAAACAUUUAAACAAGUAAUAUAUUUUAUCUACAGAUACUUAAGAAGGCAUUCUUUUGCUAUCUAUUGUAAGUAAAAAUAUGUAAAGCUGUAUCUAACUGAAAAUGCUUGAAAUAAAGCUAUAAUAGAAAUACUUUUUUUCAUUUUUUUAAGAAAGGGCCGAAAUUGUUUAUAUUGUAGCUGUAGCUCACGAAAUAGUGAGUAUUUGAUAUUGUAUUUUUGUUACUGUAUCAUGGUCAAUAUGUAUUGUGUGAUACUCAAGUUAGACGGCUUUGUGAAUUCUGAUAAACGUCCAGCUGCUGCUCCAGUGGACUUCCUCCUGCAGGCUGCGUAAGAGAACUCCCAGGAUGAGCUAUGACUAUUGUUGGAUCACUGUGGAUCAGACUGUACCUGAUGUUCAGAUGUUUUUCUCCUGCAAAUAAAUUUAUUUAAAUUACUUUUGGGGGGGAAUUUUCUUUCUGCCAUAUUCUUUAGGUAUAGAAAAACAAAGAUUCUUUGGAUUCAGACCAGUGAUUGUGUGAAGCUUAAUAAACAUGAGUAACUUAGAGUUGUUAGGUGAUUCUGUUAGACCAGUUAAAACCCGGACUCUGUAGCCCGGCAUUUCAGGGCUCCAUGUCAGUGGCAUUCUGCCCCGUACCUUUCCUCACGCUGCUUUUCCACCCGCCUCCUGUCUGUGCGCCAGCAGAGCCGUGGGCUCGCUCCUGUGUGCUUAUGAAGCUCUGCCGUCCUGUCUUUGCUGCACAGGCCCCUCUGCCUGGAAUUCCUCCCCCUUCUCCCAAUGUCUGCCUUCUGCCAGCCGGCGUCUAGGCACCACGAGGGCAGGGCUCUGUCCUGGUAGAGUUGUGUUGUGUUUUGUGUGGGCACCCGAGUACUGGGUGCCCCGUGUUUGCCAUGUGAAACAGGGUGAAUGCUGCCCCUCCAAAGCCAGUCCUCGUCUCCACAGCUGCAGGUUCCACGUGAGUACCUCUCAGGUGGCCAUUACCCCUUUCUGCCUUGGGUCCCACUUGUCCGUGUCCUUGUGUUUUACUGUUCAUAGACGAUGAGCCUGUUGAAGGGCAGACCCUGUCCUCUCCUGCGUCCCUUCAGGAGUGCCUGUCAGGGUGCCUUCCCUGGAGGAGACUUGCCGUAAGUGUGUGCAGGAAUUUUGGACAUCUAAUUUUACAGCUAUAAGGGAUUUUAGAAACCUUGUUGUUUCACAUCUUGCGUGGCAAGGGAAACUGAAGGUCGGAGAGGAAAGGAGCUUGCCAGAAGUGGGGACGACCCUGGCAGUUCUGAGGCCGGGUGAGCUGGACUGCUUCUGGCACUCCUUGCUGUCCAGGGUGGGCGCUGUUCAGGUAAGAUCGUAGUUUUUUAAUUAAAAAAGAAAAGGAACUUGAGGUCAUGAAAUAACAGUGAUAGACCCUAUAGGAGAUCUUCUGUCUCUUGGCCAGGGUUAACACUUUUUCAAGAGUGAUUUGAAAUCUAAGAAAUUUUGAAACUUGGGCCUGCGGCACUCAUUAGGCAGUGAGUCCAGCUUUCCCCACUUUGAUUUCUGUGCUUUUCACUUUCUAGCAACUGUGCAGCCUUUUUAAGCCUUUCAAGGUGGCAUGCCCUUCAGGAUAGUUCAGCUUAUCCUUCCUUUCAAGACCUUUCUGAUACAUGCUGGUCGGUUGGCUAGGGCCGUUUAGGAGAGUAUAAAGUUGAAUAAAAGAUUUCAACCCUCAAGGACCGUACAGUCUAAUAGGAGAGAUGUUUGUUGUUGCUGCUGCUACUUUAAAGCUGUGGUUGGUUGAGGUCUACUGUUAACUAAACUUGCCCUGCUUUACAUUCAGUAAGGGGUAAGACCAUGCCUUUUUGAUCAUUUCUUGUCAUUUAUACAUCUAUGUGAAAAUUUGAAGAUUUUUAAAAGUGUUUUUUUUUUCAGUCCCAAUUAUUGCAAUAUUAAAAGGUGUGACUUAACACGUACGUAUGAUUGUACAGGCAUCUGGAGGAGGCAGAGAGAAACUACAGAAGAUCUGCGAUCAGACCAGGGUACUUCAGUUGUGUGUUUAUAAAAGUCAGAGCACUAAAGGGCACUGAACAGAGGGCAGGUGAGGGAAUGGCUUUGUCGGUUUUCUCUCCCAGGACAUUUCCAGGCACUUGUCACAGGAGCUGUUUUAUUUCCACACCACACUAUGAGAAGGGUGUCAUUGUCCCUGUUAUGUACGAGGACAUUGCAGCGGGGAGUGAGUGAUGUACACUAAAUCCCUGCUUGAGGGUAGAGCCAGGAUCCACACAAACCAUUUCUGAGAGAGGGUGCACUCGGCCGAGUACUGAAUUAGGUUGCCUUCCCUUUGUAGAGCUCACACAGCUGACCUUCCUAGAUGUUGAUCAGGCCUAGGUGUUCUUCUGAGAAGUGGUGACGGCCAGUGCUGGUCCACCCACUUUCUCACGCCGACCAUCUAGACUGGCAAGCGGUAUGUGUCUAGAGAGGCUCAUGGUGGUAAGUUUGCCCUCUGAUCACAGAAGGGAGGACAGAAAAAUGCCUCCCCUGCUGUUGGUCUCAUUGGUUUCAUGUCUGUCCCGUCCUAAGCUUGAAGGGUCAUUGAGGGCCUUCUGGCUCGGGGAAGGCAGGCGCAGUGAACACGCAGUAAGCAUAUGGCCAAAGCAGAUUUCUGAAUUCCAUAUUACAAUUUUCCCCAUACCUCGGGUUUUAUUUUUGAAACAAAAAAUAGGAUUCAUGCUUUUUUUACUUUGACUGUUACCUCUCCUGUCUACAGUUUUUAAUUUAAAAAAUUAUAAGUCUUUCCAUCUAGUUUUAGGCACUUUGUCUCCUGAAGACUCAAGCUAUAAAGUUUCAAACACAUUGUGGUCACUUCUGCUGCUUAUUGAACUUUUGAAAACACAAAAGUUUUCAGCCAGAACUGGUCAUUGGAUGCUGCUUUUCAAGUGCACCCUCUAUUAUGUGUGGCAAACCACUCUGGAGUGGUUUUUGGAGUGGCCCAAAGAACUCCUGUGACUGCUUUAUUAUUCCAGGAGGAGGUAAGCCAGGACCCUUUAAAGUCGAUCACUGAAACAAUGUGAUGGGGCAUAAUAGUGUGUGUGUCAUUUAAAAAUAGAAAAGUUUUCUGGCCAUAACCCGUGCAGUGACUGCUGCAAUGUUGGACAUCCUGGAAAACAGUUGCAAGAUUCAAAGAAAAUGGAAAUGCAGACCUUCUGAGCGUUGUGAUGGACGUCUGCCAGCGGCCUCCCCAGCAUCAGGUCACCGCUUCUCCCAACAACAGUGUCCUGAUUUCCCGGUGGAUCCCACCUUCAUUUUCAACCACUCACAGCUCUAGGGAUGGAUUCUCACUGGCUUAAACCUAUUAGGAUAUUAAUUCCUCUUGGUCUCAGUGAUUGGCUCAGCUAACUCCAUCAGAGCUAAUGAAACUGGAAGGGACAUUUGCUGAGGUUUCUGAAAAACGAGAAAAAAGAAAAGAAAGCUUUCAUCCCCUGAAGUUCCCAAAUGACUCUUUGCCCACUGGACUUGAAUGAGACAGGCUGUAGCUGUGAGCAGCACUGGCAGCCGGUUUGAGGACACGAAGGGAGAACCUGCCCAAAUCCAGAGCUCAUGCCAAGGGAGCAGAGGUGAGACAUGGGGAGAAGCCCCGUCCCUGACACCGAGCCCCAGAUUAAGGCAGGCUUGAACUGUGUAACAGCAUGACUCGGUUUCCUCUGUCACUUUGGCUCGGGUUAGUUUAUUUCCUUGUUAGUUCUUACAUAAGCGGCUGUUAUGUACCAGGGGCUUUGCUUGGCACCAAAGGUCGAGAUGAACAUGUCUGCGUUUUGUCCUUAAGGUCUUAGUCUAGGUACACAUAUAACUCAUCGGAAUGGAAUCAGUUAAAUGCUUCAAUAAAACUGUAAUAUAGGAAGAUGUAGCUUAACAGUGAGUGAAGAAUCAGGGAUUUCAGAUAACAGGAAUCAGGGUCAACAGUAUAAGGUAAUUGCCUCUUAUAGGAUUACUUAAUACAAUCUUAGACUAUGUUAAUGCAAAAAGAGUCUCUGUUCUCUGGGUUAGUUUGUGCAUACGUAUCACCUGGAGAAUCUUGAUUUAGUAGGUCUAGGGUGGGGUUUGAGGCUCUGAAUUUAUAACAAGCUGCCAAGGAGUACUAAUGCUGCUGACUUUUGGAUUACACUUUGAAUUGCAAGGGAUUAGGCUAUGCUGACAUUAUUUUUCCUUCUAUGGGUGCCCCUCUUUAAGAGGGCACAUUCUGAUCAUGGUGAAAAGAUACAAUGUCAUAAGAAACUGUUGAAGGAAGACGGUAUGCUUAAUUUGGAAAAGGGAAAGCUUCCGAGAGAGACUGGUGGUAGUCUCCAGAGAGGUGAGACCAUGCUUCGGAAAAAGCUUAAACUUCCAGUAUGUAACCUACAGGACGCCAGAAGCAGGGUGGGUAGAUAGAAGCUAUCGAAAGAAAAUUCUGAUGCAGCCCAAGACAGAACCUUGCAAGCAUCUGCUCUAUGUUUUAUGAAGUGUCAGGUUGCAGGGUUGCAAACUCAUGGCGUUAGGGGCUAGGUAAGUAAAUAAAUGAACACAAAGCAGUUAAGCAUAUAAAACAAUAGGGAGAGCAUGUGCCCGGCUACAGCCAUUCUAACCCCAUUUUUAAAGUUACAUUGGCCAAAUAAAACCAGUGUAUGGACAGGGCCACUGCUAACCCAUACAGAAUCAUUAAGCCAGUUAAGAAAAAAUUUUCCUUUCUCAAAUCAUUUAUUUCUCUCUUCUAGAAAAUUGUCACACCAUUCCGUUAGAACUGAUCAUUUCACUAUCCUGUAAAAUGUGUGAUUAAAUCUACAAGACCUUUGAUGUGAAUGGCAGUCCUACUGAGGGGGUGAAUUCCACCCUUUGGCUACUAGAUCGCAGUUCUUGUGAAUGUAAACCUUAGUGUCUGGAUGCAAAGCUGAUGAUAUUAAGAGAGAAAAUUAUUUGUCAAACUUUUUUGGAGAGCUAAGUCAUAAUAUUCGGGCUGGGCCCCAGGGGCCUAAGAUGCCUAGGGACACAGCCUCUGUCCUGCAGUUCGUAGGGCAUCCUGGUGUCCUAGGAGAGCGUCCAUCCUGGUAAUGGCGUACAGGGUGCUGGGAGCAGCUCGGUUCCCCCCGGACAGGGGUGAGGGGCAGUCAGAACAGAUUUAACAGGGGAAGUGAAGCUUGGCCUGACAGCCUUGAGUGAGGCGACCCUCCCAGCACCUUCAUCCUUGGGAAGCAAGCCUUUCAGUGGAGCAGGGCCUUUGGGCUGAGCUCAGAACCAUGUACAUUCCAUUCUAUCUGGCCCUUCAUUUCAUCAGUUUUCCAUGCUGCAGAGCUGGAAACGAGGAAGGGCAGAUGACUUGUUUUAAAGUCCUUCUUCGAAGUCACACUGAGUACUCUUAGGCCUCAUGCGCUGUAGACUGAAGUAGACUCAGGGCUGGAGUUGGGGCUGAGGGAGGCACUGUGCAUGUACCAGCUCAGUCAGCCACUCUCCCCUAAGCCUGGUGACCUGGCCUCCUUAAUCCUUAAUUAACCUGAAUCCGCAGGUUGCACGUGGCUUGGACUCUGAGCCACUGUGUCUCUCAGGCCCCUUCCCCUCUUCCUUGGCUGCUGCCUGCAUUGCUCUAACAGCCCGCUUUCUUCAGAGACCUCCACAUCACCUUCAUGCUGCAGCUGUAGGGGGGGACUUGACCUACGGGUUUGAAUUAGGUCAGUCUCACUCCAAAUCCCUCAUGGCUCCUCAGGGCCUUUCCCAUCAGCCCGACAUUCUGAAUCCUCCAGCAGCUUCCCUAUCCUUCCUUCUGAGACAUCUGUUCAUCUUUAGCUCUUGUGACUACCUUGUGGUCCCUCACUUCCAUGUCUCCACUGAGAUUUCCUCUAGGGAAAGAGGGACGCUGAAGAGACGAGUUGGAAAACGUGUUUCUUCUCCCAGCUCAAAGAUCAGUUGACUGCAUAACUAGUCAAACCACUUAAUAUCUCUGAGCUCAGUUUCCGGGGCUCGCUUGCGCAGGACGGUUACAUGUGCUCUUUAUUGUUGCCGUGGUUUAUAAUGGAUGCAGUGCAGACAUCCUGAGUUCUGUAUAAACAUCUUCUCAUCCGAUGUAUGUUAGUUAGCCUUCCAGAUGGCCUACGACGAAGCUUGCCAUCAACUUGCCAGCCCUUUGAUGCAGCCAGCCUGGAAGUGAACCCCUGGCUUUUCAUGAGACUGCAGCUUCACCAGAGACCACCAGGUAGAAACACCCAGCCAGGGUGCCCCAAACUCCUGCUUCACAGAAACUGUGAGAGAGAACAAAUCAUUACUGUUGUUUUAAAAUCUCAGUGUAAUUUGCUUCAGAGUAAUAGGUGACUAAUACAGUGGGUACUUGUAUCAUCUCUGGCAGACGGGAAAGCUAUGGCUCAGGGCAGUUUAACAACCUGUCUGAGGUUGUACAGUUGUCCAAAGGCGGUGGAACCGGGAUCAGACCCAGGUCGGCCUGCUCAGAAGCCUGACACCCCAACUGCCGUGUUAUCCGCCCCCCUCAUUACCGUCCCUGUGCCUCAGGCGUGGUGGUGCUUACUAAACAGCUUCCAGUGACUGAGCAAACCGUUUUCAUGACUCAGUAUAUAAACAAAUUGCAUGAAUAUGUAUUUACAGGGAGUUAGCCUGUAAAAAUGAAGGAUGAACGAAUAUUUGCAGUCUCUGUUGUCAGGUUGAAAUUAGCCUAGUUUCUUUAAAACUUCUAAUCCCCAAACGAAGAUAACGCUACCAUUUGUUCUGACUGUAGAAAUGCUGUAAAAUACUUAAUACAGAGAAAAAUAAAGAAAUUAAGAUCGCCCCUUCCCUGUCAAUGUUGACAUUUUGGUGAAAACCCAUGUACCAGAUAUGGAUAAAUGCAGUUCCAGAAAUUAUAAUAAAUUGCAUUAUAUUAAAUAA
Vicugna pacos (alpaca) is the source of this 8270-nucleotide messenger RNA. It is a transcript of the gene RAB28, whose product is annotated as RAB28, member RAS oncogene family. The record is from RefSeq and is a predicted model, not a curated record. Gene Ontology annotation, molecular function: GTPase activity; GTP binding. Lineage: Eukaryota; Metazoa; Chordata; Mammalia; Artiodactyla; Camelidae.